Molecule: messenger RNA, 1314 nt
Organism: Dovyalis caffra
Lineage: Eukaryota; Viridiplantae; Streptophyta; Magnoliopsida; Malpighiales; Salicaceae
Source: the annotation of a GenBank genome assembly
AUGAGUUUGUUUAACUGGGUUUCUUUGGUUUUGUUUUUGUAUCUUUCGAGGCCAAUUUUGAGCUUAAAAGGGUCAUCAGAUAUCUCUGCAAGGUUUCUCAGUUAUGCCAAAAAAGAAGAGCUUUUUGAUUGGAUGGUGGGGGUGAGGAGAAAGAUACACGAGUAUCCUGAAUUGGGUUAUGAGGAAUUUGAGACCAGUAAGCUUAUUAGAGCAGAAUUGGAUAAGAUGGGUAUUGAAUAUAAAUACCCACUUUCUGUCACUGGUGUUGUUGGGUUUAUUGGAACUGGCAAACCUCCUUUUGUUGCACUAAGGGCAGAUAUGGAUGCUCUUGCUAUGCAGGAAAUGGUGGAGUGGGAGCACAAGAGUAAAGUUCCUGGGAAGAUGCAUGCUUGUGGUCACGAUUCUCAUGUUGCAAUGCUUCUUGGUGCUGCAAAGAUCCUUCAAGACCAUCGUGAAGAGUUGAAGGGCACAGUUGUUCUAGUUUUCCAACCAGCAGAGGAAGGUGGUGGUGGUGCAAAGAAUAUGAUAGAUGAAGGAGCAUUAGAGAAUGUGAAUGCUAUAUUUGGUUUGCAUGUUGACUCUAAGUUACCAAUAGGAGAAGUCUCUUCCAGACCUGGUCCUCUACUGGCUGGGAGUGGAUUCUUUGAAGCAGUAAUAAGUGGGAAAGGAGGUCAUGCCGCCAUUCCUCAGCAUUCAAUCGAUCCAAUACUGGCAGCUUCUAAUGUGAUAGUUAGCCUACAACACCUCGUUUCACGUGAAGCUGAUCCAUUGGACUCACAGGUGGUGACAGUUGCAAAAUUCCAAGGAGGUGGUGCAUUCAAUGUCAUUCCUGAUUCUGUUACAAUUGGUGGCACCUUCCGAGCCUUUUCAAAGGAAAGCUUCAUGCAACUUAGGCAACGCAUUGAGGAGGUUGUCACAGGUCAAGCUGCAGUACAACGUUGCAAAGCAGUUAUUAAUUUCCUUGAGAAAGAAAAACCCUUUUUCCCUACUACCAUAAAUAAUAAAGACUUGCACGACUUCUUCCGAAUUGUUGCAAGUGACGUACUGGGCGUUGACAAGGUUAAAGACAUGCAACCAUUGAUGGGAUCUGAGGAUUUUGCCUUUUACCAGGAAACGAUUCCUGGAUACUUUUUCUUUAUUGGAAUGCAGAAUGAGACACAUAUGCUUCAAUCCGCACACUCCCCCUAUUUUGAAAUUAAUGAAGAUGCACUUCCCUAUGGUGCUGCACUUCACGCAUCAUUGGCUUCUAGGUAUCUUCUUCAAUCCCAACCAGAAGCUACUUUGCCAGAGGAAAAUUAUCGUGAUGAACUCUAA